AUGGGCAUUAGCAGCAGCAGGAUGAGUCUGUUUCAUCAGUUUGCUUUGUUGGUUAUGGGCAAUCACAAUAACAAUGACAAUAACAAACAUACAAAUGAUGACCCAUCAUCACAACUCAAAGAAGAUGACGCAUCAUCGUCAUCGACCAAACUCUCAAAGCUCGACAAUUCGGUUGAUGGUUGGAUAUCAGAAACAGAGAGAACUCUGGUCUUAUCGAAAAACACGGACUCGUCCAAUCUUCCUCGUUGGCUUGUGCAAGAGCUCUUAUUUUUGGACGAUGAUGCGACUGGUGGCGACGACGAGGAGGAGGAGGAUUGUCACAGGAUGGAAACUCAUCUGAUAAACAACGAAAAUACGAAGGAAGAUUUUCUGAUAAAAGGCGUCCCACAACGACCACUCUACAAGGAAUUGGCAUUACGCUUGUUUCGAUGGAAUCAACGGAUACAACAACAACAACAACAACAACAACAACAACAACAAUCAAAGGCAACCGUGACAACGACAACGAAACAGGAGGAAUCAUCCUCAUCAUCACCGAUCCCAUUGUUGGUACCUGCCGAACAAAUUAAUUUGGAAGAACUAGACACUGCCACAAACUGGGCUCUAUCGUGUACUCCGCCACCAUGUUCGGUCCAUGAACUUGGUCCCUGGUUUCAGCAAGUAGACUCAUUUUCCAUUCUUCGAUUGUUGGGUAUGCGACACACCAUUGGGAGUCACAAUGAUAAUGAUGAUGAUGAUGAUGAUGAUGAUGAGGAUGAUUCCAAGAUGAUUCCAUCACGGCACCGAUUGUUGCAAGCUUGUCGUGCGAUUCACAAACCGAAUCGAUCCAAAUUGACGGUCGCGGCCCGGGCUCGAUCCAAGCAUGCGCAUCGGGCGGGGCAAGCCUUAUCCUACUUUGGAACGGCGACUGGACCCGCCGAGGUGCAGAACGAACAAACCGAGGCCAUUCUUCAGAAACUCUUGGCAGAUGCCAUUUGGAUCAAUCGGCAUCGGUUUGUGGGCCUGCAGGAUGGAGCAGUGGCCCUUGAAAUUCGAGUGCUGGAAGGAUAUGGAGCUCGUUGGAUUCUGGACAACAACAACAACAACAGCAACAACAAUAGUAAUAGUAGUACUAUUACCUUUCGUGGAUUUUUGGAACCCCAAAUGAAAGAUGGUCACGAACGAAAAUGGCGGCAUUGA
This is a messenger RNA of Cylindrotheca closterium, 1179 nucleotides long. Lineage: Eukaryota; Bacillariophyta; Bacillariophyceae; Bacillariales; Bacillariaceae. The record is from the annotation of a GenBank genome assembly.